UCACCUUUGUGGUAGAAUAUUACGAUAUCAUGGAUUGCAAUGUAUUGUAUAUAAACAGAGAAAUGCCGAGGAUAUGAAACGAAGGAAAAUAAGCAGCACUUGAGAAGGCUGAUUAUUUCAAUGUGAAAGGACGUUGGAACAUUUGCUCGUUCGCGAGAGAGUGCUUUUGAUUUGAUAUCGUUUGUUGAUCCAUUCCUUUGUUUUCUUUUCGAGUACCUAUUGACUUAUUUUACGAAUAGGUACGAAUUCGCGACACACUACUGACACUACGCAAUAUUCAACAAUUGAGCAACGAGGUUUUUUAGGUUGUGGGCCGAAGUGUUUCACGUGAGCGCCAGCGGGGCCGGCACUGUGAAAUGGCAGCAGGUCUCGGAAGAUUUAGUUCCUGUAAAUAUUACUUGCAUCCAAGAUUCACCGGAAUGCGUCUUCCAUAUUACCGCGUACAAUAGCCAAGUCGACAAAAUUUUGGACGUGCGACUGGUUCAACCAGGGACGCGUAUCGGACAAGCGUCGGAAUGCUUCGUUUACUGGAAAGAUACCAUGACAAACGAUACCUGGGGACUGAACUUUACCUCUCCCAUAGAUGCUAAACAAUUCAGAGAAUGUUGCUCACCUUCGUUCAAGAUUUCAAGGAAAGCGACCUCUUCUUACUCGUUGAAGCUCGAACCACCGAACAAGCAGAAGAUCAAAACGCGAAGAAAGCCUUUGUCGACACCAGCGUCGCCGAGCAGAUCCAGAGAGCCUCAAUGUACCUGUAUGACCCCGGAACAAUUUGCCAGACUUCGAAAUCAGGAAGCCAGAUACCGAGGUUUCUACGCUACCUCCACGCUUCCGCGUACCGUGGUACGAUCCACGGAGAUGGAAAUGACGCCGGGUCGAGAGAAAAUAACGGCAGCAACGUCUAGCGCAUCUCUUUACGAUAACGUGAACAAUACGACAGCGACACCGGGAAAAACAACGAAAAUCGCUGGCGAUUCGACGAAGCAGAAGGAAAAGCAGAACGAAACCUGCCAGACGACGCCAAAGACAGCGAACGUUGGCAUCGAAACAGUUACCGUUGGUUCCCAGAUUGACAGUCCGGAGGAGAAAGGCGCUUUGGUUUCUCCGAAGAAAACUCCGAAGCAAAAUCAAGAUACGGCUACGCAGCAGAAUGGUACUGAGAUGCUGAAAUCGGAAGGCACUCAAGCCGGCGGAACUUUGCAGAACAAGUCUUUGCGAAAAGAGCAAUUGCAUCACACAAAGUCAGCCGACUAUACCGACUUGGAAAUUCAGAACGGCAAUAUCUUUAAUAUAGUGAAUAACAAUCAUGGUGCGAAGAAGUCGAAAAGCAAGAGCACGGACGACAUGAGGAUCGAGAACGCGCAGAACGGUGGAAUCAGUUUAGAUUCUAAUACUCUGAAGAGGAUGUUGAAACCAAUAUCGAGCAUCGAUAGUCCAGUCACAUCGCCGGAGAUGACCAGAAAAAGGCACAGCCAUCACAGUUAUCAUUACCAUCCGAGCAAUAACAACCAGAAAUACGUUAUGCAGGAGACUGAGAAUGAAAAUUAUGCUCAUCCAUAUCGGGCACCGUACAGUAACAAAUUCCAGGCUUCCAGAAGCGUGCAUGACAUGGGACAUCAAUAUACCGGCGGCAGAAGCAGGACGUAUUUAGAUUCGGAACGUAAUCGGUGCACAGGUGACAUGUCGCCGCCAUCGGAUAAUGUCAUCUUCGAUAACCAGUGUUACGCGACCACACCGAGCUCGUCGAAUGGUAACUCGGACAUGGAACAACCGAGUCAUUGUAAUUCGCGACGUUGCAACGGUGUUCAGACAUAUCAACAGCAAAGCAUGCAAUCUGUUUCGACUCCUGGCAGUCCGACCAGCAGACUACUACUCGAAUACGAGAUGCACUUGCGGAACACGUUAGAGAAGGGUAUGGACGCCGAGAGUUACAGCUUGCGCACCUUCGAGGCGCUCCUCACGCAAAGUAUGGAAAAUUUAGAAUUGGCGGAAAACAUACCACUGAACGUGCCGCGCACGCCUCACGUUUCGCGACGACGGCCUGGCUCCAACAACAAGUCCUCGACUUUACCGCUAUCCUAUCGUUAUUGCAACGAAAGGCAAAACAGCAAAGACAGAGACGGCUAUUACAGCGAUCGCAACGAGAUGGUACGAGAAAAAAGGGACAGAGACGUUGAUCGAGAUCGUGGAUAUCUGAGCGACUACAAUUCUAGAUGCGCCAGUUGCAUCGGAGAAUCCGCUCGCGCGCAGUGGUUUCGACAUUCCGAUGGAUGGCAAUCGGGAAGCUCGACUCUCGGAUCUGGUGCUUCUAGUUCGAUAAAUCCGAGUUAUUCGGGGCACAAACGAGAGUCUCCGUGGGACUCUCUUCCAUCGUUGAGGCACGAAGGCAGUUUAAACGACAGCGGAUACAAGUCAAACCGAGCCGAUUCUUUGGAACAAAGAGGUACUUUUGACAGACAGGACAGCGUGAGAUCCGACUACAUGUCCGACAGAGAGGGCAGAUACGGAAUCGUUCAACAAGCCUCUUUGGAGAGCACAGAUUCGAGGCUCUGUUACCUGACGUCCUCGGAGAUGUCCGACGAUGACAGAAUGUCUUUAACGACUGCCGUGAGUGACGACGACGACGGUGAAAGUGUGAUUAAUUCGCCAUAUCGAGGGAAACAGACUGGCACGGCUGCAGCUUCGUUCAAUUGUACCGGAGCAGUUCGGAAGGCUGGAUUCCUAAGCGUGAAAAAAUGGCUAUUGCGGAAGAAACAUCAAAUCGAGCUCGCGAGGAAAAGAGGAUGGAAAGACUAUUGGGUUUGUCUGAAGGGGACUACUCUUUUGUUCUAUCCGUGCGAGUCGCAGGAGAGUAGGGCCAUGGAAGCGGCGCCGAAACAUCUGAUUAUAGUGGAUGGCGCGAUCAUGCAGCCGAUCCCGGAACAUCCUAAGAGGGACUACAUAUUCUGCCUCAGUACCGCAUUCGGCGAUGCGUAUUUGUUCCAAGCACCGUGUCAGGUGGAGCUCGAGAACUGGGUAAACAGCAUCCACUCGGCUUGCGCUGCUGCGUUUGCCCGUCAUCGCGGCAAGACCGGUACCCUUCAUUUGUUGCAGGAAGAAAUCUUUCGAUUGGAGAAGGCGAUAGAAUCGGAUCAUAAAUUAAAGCAUAUGGCUGACCUUCAGCAGUCCGUCGUGUCCGAUGUCGAGACGAAACAACAGAUAAACAAUCAAAUCGUUCAGUGGGAAGAAAAUCUAGAGCGGCUCCAUUGCGAACAAUUUCGGCUGAGAUGUUACAUGGCUAGUCUACAAAGCGGCGAAUUACCGAAUCCAAAAAGCUUAUUGACGCACGUAUCGCGCGCUACGAAACAAACGCUAAACAAACUGGGCGUCUUCACGGUGUCGUCGUUUCACGCGUUCAUAUGCGCGCGAAGUCCCUCGUUACUGAACAACCUGCUGGCAGGACGCGGAGCUACGAAAAGAAGGCCGCCGUUGCUUUCGAGGUCCAAUAGCGUAUCCAGCAGGAGAUCUCUUCAAAUUUCCUCGAGAGACGACGAGAAAACUGUGAAAGUGUGCGUGCCGGAAAAUCAGCUGGUGUCUGUACUGUUACGCGACGCCAUGACAGUCGAGGAAUUCCUAGCAAGUGCUUGUAAUAGAAAGAAUCUGAACCCGAUGGAGCAUUUUGUCCGCGUUAAGAAGCGGCGCGACAUGGAAGACCACAAUUACUUUGUACCGCAUAGAACCGACUCGAUAGAAACUUAUUUGCAUACCCACGAAAUCGUUGAAGUGUGUGCGAAAAUCCUGUAUCAAGUCGAAUUACAAAGAAACACGCUUGAACAGAUGUGGGGUUUUUCGGUGGAAGCGGAGCUUAUCGAAAAUUCCGAUAGGCAGGACGAACUGUGUUGUUACGUUAGUAGAGUCGAAGAUAAGAGUGUGGCGAUGCAAAAUGGUAUCAUUAAAGGUGACGAAAUCAUGGUGAUCAAUGGCGCGAUUGUAAGCGAUCUAGACAUGAUGUAUUUAGAGAGCGUGUUACAAGAAGAAGUUGGUCUGUGUAUGAUGAUGAGGUCUUCUCGAACGGAACCACCGGAUCUUACGGGUAUAAUGCGGGUGACGGACGACAUAAUCGAGAGCUUGGUUUGUCCACCACCGCCUUCCGAUCCACCGGUCAUAAGCGAGGAAAUGAUCUCUGGCUUGAUCGUUCCAGCACCCGGAUGGAGUAAAGAAAGCAUCGCGCAAGAGUGCACGUCGACCGUUCACACCGAAAAUGGCAAGCAAACGUCGUCUCGCACAAAUUCCUUUGAAAUUGAAAAUCUGCUGAAAACAGCCGAACAAGUGACGGGGAUCUGCCGCUCGCCUGGCGAAACUAGAAAGUCUAGCCCUACCGGGAGCGUCGUUAGUUCUCAUUCGCAAGCUUUGACGCCGAGCCGCCAGCUAAGCGACGCUGAGAAACUGAAAAAGGUCAUCUUGGAAUUGAUCGAGACCGAGCGUACUUAUGUGAAGAAUUUAAACAAUUUGCUGGAGAACUACUUGGAACCCCUUAAGCGUGAAACUUUUCUAUCGAAUGCAGAGAUAAAUGCGUUGUUUGGAAACAUUCAGGAAAUUGUUACAUUUCAACGGCAGUUUCUGCAAAAUCUUGAUCACGCGAUCGAAAUGGAGGCUGAUUUCAAUAAUUUUGACCAUCCGAGUCAAUUUAAGGGUGUUCUGUUUUCCAUUGGAAGUGCCUUCUUAUAUUACGUGAAUCACUUCAAGCUGUACAGCUCGUUUUGCGCGAGCCAUUCGAAGGCGCAAAAAGUUCUCCAUCCAAACGAGGGAAACCAAGCUUUACAAGAGUUCUUGCAGGCAAGAAAUCCGAGACAACAACACUCGUCGACCUUGGAAUCUUAUCUUAUUAAGCCUAUACAAAGAAUACUGAAAUAUCCGUUGUUGUUGCAGCAACUUCGAAAUCUCACCGACGAACGAAGCGAAGAACAUCAACAUUUAAUAGAGGCGUUAAAAGGCAUGGAGAAAGUGGCAGAACAUAUAAACGAGAUGCAAAGAAUUCACGAAGAAUACGGGGCUAUCUUUGAUCAUUUAUUCAGACAACAUCAAAAAUCGUGCAAGCAGCCGAUCGAUUUGAGUCCAGGAGAUCUUUUGUAUUACGGAGGUGUCGAAUGGCUGAACAUUUCUGAUUUUCUUGGAAAGAUCAAGAAAGGUCUAGAGUUGCAUGCAAUGUGCUUCGUUUUCAAGUCCGCUGUCGUCUUCUUGUGCAAAGAAAGAUUAAGGCAAAAGAAGAAGCUUAUGGGUGUUUCGACGAAAGCGAAUUCCAGUGAAGUUGAAAUUAUUCGUUAUCAAGUAUUGAUACCCGUGACAGAAGUGCAAGUGCGAGCUAGUUCCGCCAAGGAUAUGGAAUCCCAUUUCUUGUGGGAGUUGAUCCAUUUGAGAAGUCAAUUACAGAGGAGGUCGGAAAAAGUAUAUGUACUCUCCAACAGCACGACCGAAUUUCGAAACGCCUUCCUGAGAACGAUUCGACAAAUUAUUCGAGAAUCGGUUCGAAACAUGAGUAUACCGUCGACGAAACAGAAUCUGAGCCAAUCACCGAUGACGAUCACGCCGCGAAUGUCGACCGGACACGUGGACAAGUUUGAGAAACAGUCGGCGAUCCAAGGGCAAAACGGAAACAGCAACAACAACAACGUCAGCAGUUGCAGCAGCAGCAGCAACAACAACAACAACAACAACAACAACAACAAUAACAACAAUAAUAACGGAACAGCACACCAGACGGUUGUCGCGCCCCUCGCGAAGAAACCGGUGAAGCCGCAGCCUUUGUCGACUACGCAUAACGUGAAACGAAAGUAUAGCCAGUCGAAACAAAUUAUGGAACACGAAAGUUCCGAGGACAGAGAAAUGGAGGAGUCCGGUUCGGUUAAUCAGCAGCAAACCAUCUUCCGAUUUCGAAGCAAAACCAUAAGCGACACGUCCGGAGAGGUAAAGGUCGAGAUGGAUUCAGGGACAAAGUCUGAGGGGGAGGAAGACUCGCAAGCUUUUUUAGGUGAGAAGAAGGCAAAUUUGGGCCGCACUCCGAAUCAUUUGACUUUGAGCACCACUUCAACCAUUUCAGCAGGAAGUACGGGCAGUCAAGCAAGAUUAAUCCAGUCCUCUCAUCAACCGGAAAAUUAUCAACCUAUUACCGUGAAAGAACUAGGUUCACCGAUCUGGAAACCACGGGAGUUACCAUCGUUAGGAGAGGCUACCACUUUACCGCGUAAGGGUAAGUCGGCCAGCGAGUUUGGGGAUAUGAGUUCAUCUCACAGCGCUUCCCGAAAGUCUCUCAUAGAAAUCAAUAAUUGUGCUCAACAAUCUAACUAUAAUAACCAUGUUUAAUUUAAGUAGUUGUUAACUGGCUAACAAAAUCAAUAGGAUUAAGUUUAAACAUCGUGAAAUAAACUGAUCAACUUAUUCGAUUAUCGUGAAAAAAUUAACACACGUGUGCCGUUCACGUGGAAAAACAUUCGGAAAUUUCUCUUGGCUUUCUCGUCUGAAUCCCCUGUUGCGUCUACGCGUACGCAUAUGUAUCGCGUCGCGUACAGUACCGACAUAUUCUAUUGUACAUCGUAUCACAUUUCUUUUCUCAACAUAUGUGUUUGUAAACAUGCAUACAUGCGUGCGGAAAUAUUAUAGAUGCACGAUCUACGGAUCGUUUAUCGGUUUCAACGAAAUGCUCGGGACAUGGUGUGCUCGGAAAGGAUUAAUGUACGCGUACUGACUAGGUUCAAUCGCACCUUUUCCGCUUUGUUCACGAAUCAAGUGUUUGCUCUGUUCAUUCCUUGGAGCGAAGUGUACGAGUGCGAUCGACCGUGUUAUUCGAACAUUCUUUGUUACAAGCUUCCGCCGCGCUGUCAACUACUCACUUGUCGCACUCUGAUUGCUUAUUACCUACUUGUUACUUACUAGCAAUGACCACGUCAAAUUAUUUCACUUGCGACGAAAGAAAACAACUAACGACUUGUCCUAAUAACAAUUCGCGAAACAAUAUGACGUUGUAUAAGUCGCGUUAAAUUUCCAUUUCGAGAUUCUAUUUUUCAUGUUCACUAGUUGUUGUUGCUGUUAUCGUUGUCGUUGUUGUUGUUGCUAUUGUUGUACCUACCAAUAUCCACCACACGUAUGUGCAUACAACCGAACUUGAUCUGAAAACACGCGGCGAAACUAACGAAAUAUGCACUCCUUUGUCCGAAUAAUUCGCAGUCGCCUCUAUACACAUUACGCGCAUGCGAUGCGUUCCAUUUUACGGAUUUUAUUCUUUUCUACUGAACGUUCCGCGUGGACGGCAUAGCACAGCUAUGGAGUGUUUAACUCUGUACCUAAUGAAACAAUGAUAUUAUUAGAACUGUCAUCUCUUCACCAUGAUCGUCUUC
Molecule: messenger RNA, 7370 nt
Organism: Nomia melanderi (Alkali bee)
Lineage: Eukaryota; Metazoa; Arthropoda; Insecta; Hymenoptera; Halictidae
Source: RefSeq, a predicted model, not a curated record